AUGGUUUUCCACCCAUCAGAGAAUGUUGACUUGAAUGAGAUGGAGGUCCCCCCUGAGCAGAAGCACUGUGAGCAGGAGUGGAGCCCAGAGCCCAUACAAUUUAAAGAGGAACAGGAGGCACUCCGGACCAGUCAGGAAGCGCAGAUUCAAGGGAUUGAGACUGAUACUAAAGACUCCAUAUUCACUUCUGCCUGUGUGAAAAGUGACUGUGAUGAGCAUCCAACUCAGCUCUCACAUCUCUAUCAAGCCCCAAAGGAAGGAAACAGAGAGAGAGAUACUCUACCCAAUACUACAACUGAACAGAUCAAAACAGAACCUGAUGGAGAGGACUAUAGAGAAUCAGAACCAACCAGUGUCUCUCAGCCUGUCUCUGCUGUAAAUCCAGUCUGUUCUGCAGCUCAAAGUGAAAAGAGUGAAAGUGUCAGUGGUAUGGAGAAUGGAGGACCUCUGUCAAAUUUUAAGCCGGUCAAAUCAAAGAGAAUAAAUAUGGUAAAAGGACAAAGGCCCCGUAUCAAUAUUAAGGGUAAGCAAUCCACACCGUUGUCCCUCCUGAAAUCACCCAGUCAAAGUCAUGCUACUCCUUGUUGUUGUAAGGUUUGUGCCAAGUCUUUUCAUUACAUGGGCUCAUUAAUUAAACAUGUUCAAACCCAUACAAUGGAUAAAGAAGGCAUUUGUGGUGUGCUGCUUUGUGGAAAACGUUUUCAGUCCACAGAAAGUAUGAAAGAUCACCUCCAAACUCACAUUGCAGCUAGGUUUUGUUGUGAUGUUUGUGGUAAAUGGUUCAGCAAGAACAGUCAGCUGACAGUACACAUGAGGAGCCACACAGGGGAUAAACCCUUUUCCUGCCCUGUUUGUGAUACAUGCUUCAUGCAGAAUGGAGAUUUGAAAAGACACACGAGGAGCCACACUGGGGAGAAACGAUAUCUCUGUCCUGAUUGUGGCAAAACAUUCAAUCGGAGUGGACAUCUAAAAAUACACAUGAGGACCCACACAGUGGAGAAAUGA
Messenger RNA from Coregonus clupeaformis (lake whitefish), 1005 nucleotides. RefSeq names its product endothelial zinc finger protein induced by tumor necrosis factor alpha-like. The record is from RefSeq and is a predicted model, not a curated record. The transcript is spliced from 2 exons. The coding region runs from base 1 to 1005 and encodes 334 amino acids. Gene Ontology annotation, molecular function: RNA polymerase II cis-regulatory region sequence-specific DNA binding; DNA-binding transcription factor activity. NCBI's taxonomy places the organism in Eukaryota, Metazoa, Chordata, Actinopteri, Salmoniformes, Salmonidae. Gene Ontology annotation, biological process: regulation of transcription by RNA polymerase II.